CUGUCCAAGCUUCAUCAGGCAAUAGUUGCAGAAGACAUCCAGGAUAUAACUCACAUCAUCAAAGGUGGCGCUGAUGUCAACGCAGUCUUUAACCAAGAAACGGCCUUCACCAAAGCUUUAACAGUCGGGUGUCCUGCAGCAGCAGACAUGGUGAUGACAAGCAGCAAGUUUGACCCAAAUGCUGGGAAUCAGUUCAAUACUUCUCCACUGCUUGUGUCUGUGAGAGAAGACAGAGUCCACUAUGUGAACAG
Molecule: messenger RNA, 251 nt
Organism: Candidula unifasciata
Lineage: Eukaryota; Metazoa; Mollusca; Gastropoda; Stylommatophora; Geomitridae
Source: the annotation of a GenBank genome assembly